Parasteatoda tepidariorum (common house spider) is the source of this 5015-nucleotide messenger RNA. It is a transcript of the gene Wdr59, whose product is annotated as WD repeat domain 59. Gene Ontology annotation, molecular function: protein binding; signaling adaptor activity. The record is from RefSeq and is a predicted model, not a curated record. Gene Ontology annotation, cellular component: vacuolar membrane; Seh1-associated complex. NCBI's taxonomy places the organism in Eukaryota, Metazoa, Arthropoda, Arachnida, Araneae, Theridiidae. Gene Ontology annotation, biological process: positive regulation of TORC1 signaling; cellular response to amino acid starvation.
AACCGUAUACCCUUAUGUUUGUUUUGGUUUUGAUAAUGAAAUAUGAAAGAUGGGUAGUACUGGGAUUAUGUACUUAUAAAUAGAAUAUUUUUGUUUUCGCAGGCUGAUAAAAAAUAAAGAUGACGACUGUUUGGAAAAAUGAAAAUGUUGUUGCUGACCAUCGUGAAUUGCAAGCUAAUACCAUGGCAGUGGACAGUUCUGGCCUCUAUGCUCUUUUGGCUGGGCGUCGCCACAUGGGUAUUGUGCAUUUGGAUCAGCCAUCCAUUGUUGUCCAUAAAACAAAUAGGCAUAGUAAAUGGGAUGUUACAACUGCAGCUUGGAAUCCAAAUAAAAGAGAAUGUUUUGCACUUGCUUGCAAUGAAAGAACAGAAUUAUAUUCUUGGGAGAAUGGUGACGUAAUUCAAACUGUCACUUUAAAAGCUCACACUCGUGCCAUUAGUGACAUAGAUUGGUCAAUUUUUGAUAGUCAUUCUUUAGCCACUGCUUCCAUAGAUACAUUUAUUCAUGUGUGGGAUAUUAGAGAUUCCAGAAAGCCAUCAAUAUCUUUAUCAGCAGUUGCUGGAGCUUCCCAGGUGAAGUGGAAUAAAUUUCAUUCAUAUUUUCUUGCAACAUCUCAUGAAGGAGACUUAAGAUUAUGGGAUACUCGGAAAUCCACUGCACCUGUACAAUAUAUAACUGCACAUUUGUUUAAAAUACACAAUAUUGAUUGGUGUCCUUAUGAUGAGCAUAUUCUUGCAACCUCUAGUCAAGAUUGUACAGUUAAGUUUUGGGAUGUUACAGUUCCUUUGAGAAUGGAUGAUAAUAUUCAUACCACAUGUCCUGUUUGGAGAGCUCAAUACACACCAUUUGGUCAAGGUUUAGUGACUGUUGUUGUACCUCCACUCAGAAGAGGUGACAACAGCUUGCUCAUGUGGAAUAUAAAAAAUUGCACCAAUCCUGUCCAUACUUUUUUUGGUCACUCGGAUGUGGUCGUAGAAUUUGGAUGGAGAAAAUCGUCAGAAGAUUCUAGGGAGUACCAGCUUGUCACAUUUUCAAAGGAUAAUUGCUUACGAACAUGGACUGUGGAUACGCAUUUGCAAAGAUCAUGUGGGCAUGAAUUUCCUGAUGAUGAAGCAACAGAUGCAUUCUUAGAAUCUCAAGACAAUGCUAGUCAAGUUUCUGCAACUAGUACAAAAGAGACUGAAGCUACAGUUCCUAGCACCCCACCUACCUCUCCUGUCAAAUUGAAGGACAGAAAUGGAAAUACAACGCCUGUUCCUACUACACCUGCUCAGCCUCAAAACCUGCAGCAGGAGUUUUCUCUCGUUAACUUGAACAUUCCUAAUGUCACCAUUGAUGAGAUGGAUGCAACUAAGCGAUCCUGCACGGUAAAUGUUAAAAAGGGACAGUACAAAGUCUCUUUGAAACUCUUAUUUCCGCCAUCAUAUCCUUUCAAUAAUCCUCCAUCUUUUCAAUUUUGCAAAGGAACUAAUAUUGAUGAAGAUAUGAAGUCCAAAAUUCUAAAAGUUUUAAAAAUGGUGUCUUCACAGCAAGUUAGAAGAAAUAGAUCUUGCUUAGAACCUUGUCUUCGGCAGGUUGUCAGCACUUUAGAUGCAUUAACUUCUGAUGAUAAAAGUCAGCCACAGAUGCCGGAAAGUCCAUUUCAUUCAGAUGCAACAAAGCAAGGAUUCAAUCCCCCAUCACAUUAUGGGUUUCAGGAUGUGAGUGUGCCUUUUCCAAGGACAUCUGGAGCUAGGUUUUGCGGUGCAGAUUUACUAGUAGUGUUUACGAGACCAUCUCACUUACAAAGAAUAAAUGCUCCAACUGAUGACACCCCCCGGUCACUCUCUGCAUUAUCAGCGUACUUAGCUUCUCAUGUUGUCCUACCAUUGAAGAGCCAUGGCUCAACGUCCUCUCCUGCUCAAUACAGUCUAGUCUAUCCUCCUCUGACUCAGAGUCCAAAUGAAGCGCCAGUCUCAAUAUCUUCAUUCUAUCAUCAAGACAGGAUAAAUGCUAAACAAAAGAAACGAAGAACAAUACAAGACAGAAGAUCAUCUGGUUCAAAGCAGUUGAGUAAUUCUGGUGCUGUAUUGAUUUAUAGUAUCUCAAAACUGAUGGCAAUAAAUGUGAAUCUUGCCCAAAAUUAUGUAUUUGGAUCUCAGGAUAUUACUUCAAUUUGUUCAAAGAAUGCAGCUAUGGCUGCAAAAGAAGGUUGCAGGGAUCUUGUACAGGUGUGGUCAUUAGCUAGUCUUAUUAGUACGUCGUCGUUAUUGAAUGUUACUGAUUCUGAAAAUGAUGUUCCCUGGGCUAAGCAUCCAUUUGGAAGGAAAAUGCUUCAAUCAUUAAUCUUUCAUUAUGCCAACCACUAUGAUGUUCAAACUGCUGCCAUGUUAGCUGCAGUUUUCCAUACUAAGUCACAAGAAAACAAAGCCAAAAAAGGUGCAGAAAUUGUGUUACCAAAUGCAAUGAGUCCUGGAGGUUCUCCAUAUCAUACUGUCGUUCCUGCUGAUAUUUCAUUUGAAGGGUGGAGUAUAGUAGGAGCAGCCUUGAAACGGAAUCGUUCUAACAGCUGGUCUGAUGUAGUUGAAGACUACAAUGUAUUUGACGAACAUACUGGCAGAGAUGGAAGGAAUGAUUUUCGCGAUGAAGAAAGGGACAUAUUAGAUGCCAGUUCUAAACUGUUGGAUCCUACCUUCUGUGCUCAAUUUGAUCAAUACAAGAUGGUUUAUGCAGAUGUGCUUUAUCGCUGGAACUUACUUGAACAGCGAGCUCAAGUAUUAAAAACAGUUUCUACUCCUGCAGAAAAACAUAAAGGUCUUGAUUUCACAAAAGAAUGCUUCCACUGCAAAAAUGAUGUCACGAGUGCUCAAUGUCCCUCAUGUAAAAAAAUUAGCUUUAUGUGCAUUAUUUGUCGAGUUGGUGUUAAAGGUUGCUCUAGUUUUUGUCUUGCAUGUGGGCAUGGUGGCCAUACAAAGCAUAUGCAGGAUUGGUUUUCAGAAAUGAAUGUCUGUCCUUCUGGUUGUGGUUGCAAAUGCCUGGAAGCCAAUGAUAUAUUUGGUGCAUGAUAUUUUGAUUGUUUAGAAUUUUUAAUAUUUUUUGUGCCAACUGUGAGUUUUGUGAAAUUUUAUUGUGGAAUCUCUUUUUUUUUAGACAUUUAACAAAUUUAAAAUACAUUUAUAAAAGUAAAUUCAGUUUUACCUGUACAAUAAAUGGUUCUAUAAUUGGAAUUUGCAUAAAAAUUGUAGUUAAUUUUUUUAUUUAUUAUGUCAUACUUAAAUUAUUUUAUUAAUUAGUUUGAAUAUAAAAGAUUUGGUAAUUAAAUAUAGUUAUCUAUUACAAACCUUCAGUAAAAAGUAUAUUAUGCUAUCUUAAAACUGUUCAAUAAGGCCUAUUUUCCUGUUAUCUAUACGUUUUUGUUGGAGGGCAAUGGCUUAUUCCACUUAAACAACUCAGUAAAAUCCUGCUUUAGUGAAUACUUAUGUUAAAUAUUCCAUGUAUUGAAAAUUUUCCUAAUCGACAAAUUAAUUUACAUCUAAGAAAUAUAUUAAAAAUUACAGCAAUACAGAAUAUGUAAUUCAAUUUAACAAAAAAUUACCAUACGAUACUGGGCAAAAUUAGAAAAUAUAUAGCAACUGACUGUUGCAUUUUUAACAGUUUACCACUUUUUAAAAGAUGCGACUACUUUUUCAAUAAUUUAAAAUAAUUCAGAAAAUUGUUUAUAAUAAUAAUGUAAGUCAUUUAUUUUUUAUCAUUUCUCAAAAUGAAAUAAACAUUACAAGGUUCAUUUCUAAAAUGAAAAAAAAUAUACAUUUAGAAACAAGAGUAAGAUAAAUUAAUUUUCAGAACAUUAUUAAAUAUUCAUACAUUUCAAUAUUUAUUAAAAAAUAAUUAUAAAAUGAACAAAAGGAAAGGUGACUGACCAAAUCAUUAAUUAUACAAAUUGUUAAAAAUUGGACAAACUGUGUUUUUCUGUUCAAAAUUCCAAUUUUUAAGCCAUGAUAUUUGAAACUAGAUUUUAGUAUUAAUUUUUUGUUUUUCUUGAUUUAAAAAUUUAUAAUCUUUGUAAAUGAAGAAUGUAUCUAUUAAUGAAGUAACUUUGUUUCUCUUCCUAUUUAAAUGAUAAAGAAUAAAAAACCGAAAAACCAUCAGAUGCAUUUAAGAACGAUUUUUUAUUACUUAAUAUUUUAUUGAAAUUUAUUUAUUUAAGGAAAGUCGUUAUAUCCUGCCUUUUGUAUAAAUAGCAAACUUUGAUGUAAUUUUUUCCCUUCUUUGUUAUGUUAGAUUUUAUAUUCAAUGGUAUCUUAAAUUAAAUUUUGAUUUUUUUUUUAAAUCUUAAAAUCACUUUAGUUUUUACAAAAAAGUACAAUAUAUUUUGAAUUGAAAUUUGUGUGUCUUGUAAAUAAAAUUGGUACUUUUAAGACCUAAUUGCUAAAUAUGAAGUUUAGUUUGCACUGAUGAAAAUAUUACAAAGAGUUUUCGAAUGAUCUCCUAUUUUUUAAGUACUUUAGAAGAAUUGUGUUUGAAUGAAAUUGUGUGUCUUUUCCUAAUUUAAUGAAGUGCAAUUUUUUCCUCUUGUUGUGCGGAUACAUUGUUUGUUUCGCUAGAUAAAGACAUAUCACAAACGUACAAAUAUUACACAGCAAUAAACAAACAUAUAAAUAAAUUUCAAUCAUUUUCUUUUAAGUUUCAGAAGGUGAAUUAUUGAUUUGAAUCUUUGUUUGUGUUUACAAUUACUUUAUAUGUAAGAUUUGCUUUUUUUUUCUUACCUCACUUAAUUCUGUUUAAUUUUUUGAAAUAAAAACAUUCUCAUACUUGAUUUUAUCUCCUGAUGCAAUUGAUACUAUGGUUGCUGAAAACAAUUUUUAUUAAGUGCCUCUUCAGCAUACUGUUCAAGUGCAUGUAAUUUGUGAUAUAAAGGGGAAAAAACCUAUAUCUUGUUUAUUUUAUGCUAUAAAAAUCUAAUUUAUAGUUCAUAUUGUAUUUUCAGCUUGCUGUAUAUAAAUUUGUGAUAAUAAAAUUUUAUAUUUUCUUAGAAA